AAAUACUCGAGUCUUCUCUGUGGAAAAGUUGUUGUGUGUAAGUGUGAAGAGAAGAGAAUGGUAGUAGGAUUGAAUGUGCCUCAGCCAUUUCUGUCACCAGUUUGCAAGACGGCACCUUACCCACUUGAUCUCAUCGCCACCGCCGCGUCCCUCCACUUCGGCCACCUUCUCCGCCGCCGCGCGACCCACCAUCUCCGCCUUGGGGUUCUUCUUCACUCCUGUUUCAAGAAACUCGCUCCUUUAACUCACAUUUUUAGAUUGAACGAUAAGUGGUGUCAAAGAUGCUUUCAACUCAAUGGGUUGAACUAUCUUCAACUGUCAACCGGUGAUUUGACUUCCUCAUGGUCAACUAGUUUCUCUUUCUUUAAUGGGGGAGGAGAUGGAGGCCGCCGCUAUGGAAAGGCUGGGAUGUCCAACUCCAAGAUGUCUGGAAAAGAUCCAUUUAAUGGAAGGAAAUGGACAGAAAUUCUCCUUGCUGCCAAUGUUUUAUUUUAUAUUGCACAACUUGCAACCCAAGGCAAGCUAUUAUUGUGGGGAGCAAAGAUAAAUAGUCUAAUUGACAAAGGACAACUUUGGAGACUUGCCACGUCUUCCUUUUUGCAUGCCAACAUCGGACACCUUUUGGUAAAUUGUUAUUCCUUGAACUCAGUUGGUCCUACUGUGGAGAGCUUCAGUGGCCCUCGGAGAUUUCUUGCAGUUUACUUUAUCUCUGCAAUUGCAAGUUCUGCUACGAGUUAUUGGUUCUGCAGAAUGCCUGCUGUAGGUGCAUCAGGAGCAAUUUUUGGACUAGUUGGAUCAGUUGCCGUAUUUGUAUUAAGGCACAAAGACCUUGUGGGAGGUGGUAAAAAAGAUUUACAACACAUAGCCCAAGUAAUUGCCCUCAAUAUGGUUAUUGGGCUAUUAUCCACUGGGAUUGACAACUGGGGACAUUUAGGAGGGUUGGUUGGUGGAGUUGCUGCAUCAUGGUUUAUUGGACCGGCAUGGAAACAUGAAUCCACAUCAAGUGAUGGAAGAAGACUUUUCAUUGACACUGCACCAAUGUAUAAACUCUUCAAGAUUAAAAGAGUACCUAAGCAAUGGAAAUAGAAACAUUUCAUUAUGUAUGGAAUGGAACUCAUAACUAAUCAUUGCUCGUUGUUUAUUGGUAAAAUGAUUCACUGCUGUGAGCUUCUCUUAAAAUACUUAAGAUUGUGGGGUUGUAGUACAAGUACCUGACACGUCUGAAUUAUUUUGUAUACUUUAAUAACCUUCACACUGGGACAUUGUAUUUAUAAAUUGUAUUUGUGUAAUUGGUAUCCUUCAUUUUCCCUCUUA
Glycine soja is the source of this 1314-nucleotide messenger RNA. RefSeq names its product RHOMBOID-like protein 10, chloroplastic. The record is from RefSeq and is a predicted model, not a curated record. NCBI's taxonomy places the organism in Eukaryota, Viridiplantae, Streptophyta, Magnoliopsida, Fabales, Fabaceae. The transcript is spliced from 9 exons. Gene Ontology annotation, cellular component: chloroplast membrane. Gene Ontology annotation, molecular function: serine-type endopeptidase activity. Bases 58 to 1086 code for a protein of 342 amino acids.